Beta vulgaris subsp. vulgaris (sugar beet) is the source of this 3157-nucleotide messenger RNA. RefSeq names its product replication protein A 70 kDa DNA-binding subunit A. Gene Ontology annotation, cellular component: nucleus; DNA replication factor A complex. Gene Ontology annotation, molecular function: single-stranded telomeric DNA binding; damaged DNA binding; zinc ion binding. The transcript has 2 exons. The record is from RefSeq and is a predicted model, not a curated record. Gene Ontology annotation, biological process: nucleotide-excision repair; double-strand break repair via homologous recombination; DNA replication. The coding region runs from base 191 to 2779 and encodes 862 amino acids. Lineage: Eukaryota; Viridiplantae; Streptophyta; Magnoliopsida; Caryophyllales; Amaranthaceae.
CCCUCUUAGCAAAUAACAAAUAUUUCUCUACAAAAAUAACUUUGGCGCUCUACUGUCUUAUAAUGGCGCUUUUCUCCAAUUGAAAAAUAAUUUAGGGUUCUUCACUACUUCUUCUCUCUCUUCAACCUCGUAAAUUUCCCCCUUUUUCCGAUUUAAUUCUCUCUCCUAGGGUUUUCAGAUCGUAGUUUCAAUGGCGAUAAAUCUAACAGAAGGAGCAAUCGAAGCGAUGUGCAAUGGCGAUACUGACCUGAAACCAGUGCUUCAAGUUGCUGAUAUUCGUCUAGUUAACACUCAAAACCCUAGCAGUGCGACCGAGAGAUACCGGCUUUUGUUAUCUGACGGUCUGCAUUUACAACAGGGGAUGCUCGCAACUCAGCGUAAUGAACUUGUUAAAUCUGGUGCGUUGCAGAAGGGUUCCAUCAUUCGUUUGAUGCAAGCCGUUUGUAAUGUCAUUCAAGGCCGCACAAUUAUAAUUAUGAUUGAGCUUGAAGUGAUACAAGAGACAUGCCCUACAAUUGGAGAACCAAAGCAAUAUGUGACUGGUGGUGCUAGAUCUGCUGCUCAAGUGCCCUCUUCUCUGGGUCAAAGUGGGAUAGUUCCUGGCAAUGCUCAGCCCGCAAAUCCUCAUCCACCACCUGCUCCAAGACCUAGUGGUGUAGGGAGUGUUCUACCGCAACGUGCUGCUCAAAUUCAGUCUUAUGGUGGUUCUGCUAGCAAUUCAGUCGCAGGACAUUACAAUACGACUAAUGGAUCUACUUUGCACCCUAAACCAGAAUUUGCUGUUGGUAACUCUGCAAAUGCUGCUGCGGCCAGUCCAUAUGGAGCAUUCAAUAAUGCAAAGACGGACUACUCUUGUGUUCCUCCAAAUGCUUAUGCACGCAAUCAGCAACCUGCCUAUCAGCAGCCUCCUUCAAUGUACAUGAAUAGAGGUCCUAUUGCUAAGAAUGAUGGCCCUCCAAGAAUUGUUCCAAUUGCUGCUUUGAAUCCCUACCAAGGUCGAUGGACAAUCAAGGCAAGAGUAACAUCAAAGAGUGACCUUAGGCACUAUAGCAAUCCACGUGGGGACGGGAAAGUAUUUUCCUUCGAUCUUUUAGAUUCUGAUGGUGGGGAAAUUCGAGUAACCUGCUUUAAUGCUGUUGUUGAUCAGUUCUACAGCCUAAUUGAGGUUGGCAAAGUAUAUUUGAUAUCGAAAGGAACCUUGAAACUUGCUCAAAAGAAUUUCAAUCAUCUUCCUAAUGAUCAUGAGAUCUUCUUGGAUACCACAUCUGUUGUACAACCUUGUUUUGAAGAUGACAGCAAAAUUCCUAGGCAGCAAUUUCACUUCCAGCCUAUUAGUGACAUUGAGGGCUUAGAGAAUAAUGCUAUUGUGGAUGUGAUCGGUGUAGUCUCUUCAAUCAGUCCGUCAUCCUCAAUUAUGAGGAAAAAUGGAACUGAAACUCAGAAAAGGAGUCUUCAAUUGAAGGAUAUGUCUGGGAGAAGUGUUGAAUUUACCUUGUGGGGAAAUUAUUGUAAUACAGAAGGACAGACCUUGCAGAAUAUGUGCGACAGUGGAAACUUUCCUGUUUUAGCUGUCAAAUCAGCUAGAGUAUCUGAAUUCAAUGGGAAGAAUGUGGGAACUUUUUUCACAAGUCAGCUAUUUAUAGAACCCGAUUUCCCAGAGGCUCAGAGGUUAAAGGAAUGGUUUGACAGGGAAGGAAAGAACAUGCCUUCUGUUUCCAUUUCAAGAGAGACGACAAGUUUGGCAAGGACCGAUGCUCGUAAGACUAUAUCACAAAUUAAAGAUGAGAAGUUGGGAACCUCUGAGAAGCCUGAUUGGAUUACAGUUUGUGCCACCAUAUCUUUUAUUAAGGUGGACUCCUUCUGCUACACAGCAUGCCCGAUUUUGGUCGGGGAUCGUCCAUGCAGCAAAAAAGUUACAAACAAUGGAGAUGGGAAGUGGCGGUGUGAUAAAUGUGAUCAGUCUGUUGAUGAAUGCGAGUAUAGAUACGUUCUUCAGAUUCAAAUUCAGGAUCAUACUGCUGUAACCUGGGCAACGGCAUUUCAAGAAGUUGGUGAAGAGAUUAUGGGCAUCUCUGCUAAAAAUUUGUACUAUUUAAAAAAUGAAGAACAAGAUGAAGAGAAGUUUAUGGAAAUUGCUCGUGCAGCCAUUUUCAAUAAAUACAUAUUCAAGUUGAAAGUUAAGGAAGAGACUUUCAGUGAUGAGCAGCGAGUUAAGUCAACAGUGGUGAAAUCAGAGAGGGUAAACUUUACAGCUGAAUCCAGGUUUCUUUUGGAAUCAAUGGACAAACUCAAGGUAGGUGAUCCUGGCUCCCUAGCUGCAAAACCAGAAAAUCCCAAUAUUGGAAUAGGUAGAUCAGGAGUUAGUCAUGUUGGAAUCAGUCAGCCUGCAUCAGGUGUAAGCUAUGGAACAAAUUCGGGAAUUCCUGGUAGAGAACCAGGCAAGUUUAAUAACAACACAAGCCAGUUUGGGAAUCAGUAUAGUGGUGGAUAUGUGGGCUCUUCUGCUUCAGGAAUGCCUGUGACUUGUAGUAGCUGUGGUGGUACUGGUCAUAGUGCAACAAAUUGCCCAAGUAUCAUUAACGGUCCAGGAGGCUAUGUAAAUCAAACAGUAGCCGCUGGUAGUGGUAGCAAUUCCGGACAGUGCUAUAAAUGCCAAGAGUUUGGGCAUUUUGCAAGGGACUGUCCUGGAUUAAGUGCUGUUCCUCCAGCUUAUGGUGGUAGUAAUAUCGGUCCUGGUAGAUAUGGUGGUGGUCAAAGACAACAGGUCGGAGGCUUCUAAUCAUAAGAAAUUGAGACAAGUUUGUACAGAAGUGUUGACUCCAAAUUUUGGUUGAUACUCGAAUCCCCUCUGGGUUUGGCGGUGUUUUUGUGGUGUUUUUGACUGUGUGUACAGCAGUGCUCUGGCAUCUCUAAUAAAGUGUCACUUUGCCAUCUGAGCAAAAGGAGAUAAUGGCACAACAGAUACUCAGGCAUUUGCUAUUCUGUCGAUGUGAAUGUUCUCCUGUAACAUAGUUAAGCGUUUCCUUUUCUUGCAUUAUAUCUUAGUUUUGUAGUUUGCCUUGGUUUGUCAAUGGAUUCGAGUUCAUGUAAUUUAUUUCUACUAUCUGUUUUUUUGUAUGUACUAUAUGUAAUAUUCCCUUGUUGGAUUUGCUGUGCA